AUGGCUGAUGACGAGUUCGACAUUGAUAUCUAUGGAGAUACCAACACUGAACAGGACACAAUCUUCAAGAAAGAUGAUGAAGGUGAUGUCAAGAUUGACGGCGUUGAACCUCCGGUCGCACCAGCUGCCGAAACUAAUGGUAAACACGAAGAACAAGAUGACGAUUAUGUAGAUAUCAAGGUUAGUCAUGAGAAGGAUGAACUCGCUGAAGGCCAACAAAAGAUAAAGAGUACCGACGAAUCUGGACGAGACAUUCUCAACAUACCCAAGCAGGCCCCUCAACAACAAGGUGUAAAGAGAAAGGAAGGCUCCGACGAUCGCCCAAUCGAUCAAGGUGCGACUACGGCCUUGCUCAUAUCAGAAUUACAUUGGUGGAAUACCGACGAUGAUAUCCGGGGAUGGAUCAAUCAGGCUCAAGUCGAAGAUGAGCUGAAGGAGAUGACUUUCUCCGAGCACAAGGUUAAUGGAAAGAGCAAGGGACAAGCCUAUGUGGAAUUUACGUCCCAACAAGCUGCAACGGCAGUGAAACGAAAGAUUGACGCUUUCGGUGAAGGUCACCAAUAUGUGAAGAAGCAGACAGUCACAUUCCACAAUCCAAAUGUCAAUCCAUUCCGCACCUUACCGAAAGACGCGCCAGCCCGCGCCACGAAAGAAGGCCAAAAUAGUCGAUCAAGCUCAGGACCAGGAGGUUACAACAGUGAGAGGGGCAGUCAUACUUCAGGCAACUUUGGUGGUAAUUUCCGCGGGCGUGGCGGUGGAUACAACUCUUCUCGUGGAGGUAUGAACAACAUGAAUCAAGGCAAUUUCAACCGUAACUUUUCAGGCUCAGGAGGAUCCAUGGGCGGGGGCUUUAAUUCUUCAAUGGGUGGCGGGUUUCAAGGAAAUCCCAUGGGAAAUCAAUUUGGUGGAUUCAAUCGUGGAGGCAUGAUGGGCGGCAUGCGGGGUGGCCCUGGAGGUAUGAGAGGCGGUCGAGGGGGAAUGGGAAAUAACAUGAUGGGAGGCAUGCCCAUGGGAGGUAUGCCAAUGGGUGGAAUGGGCGGAAUGGGAAUGCCUAUGAACAUGGGUAAUAUGGCACAAAUGGGUGGUGCAAUGCAAGGCGGGAAUGGCUUCCAACCUAUGCAACCGCACUUUAAUCCUGCGUUCUUUCAACAAAAUCAAAGUGCUGGUGGUGACUGGCAGAAUCCACACGGCGCCAAAAGACCAAGACCAGAAUGA
Molecule: messenger RNA, 1215 nt
Organism: Botrytis deweyae
Lineage: Eukaryota; Fungi; Ascomycota; Leotiomycetes; Helotiales; Sclerotiniaceae
Exons: 3
Coding region: 1-1215 (404 amino acids)
Biological process (GO): mRNA alternative polyadenylation
Cellular component (GO): mRNA cleavage and polyadenylation specificity factor complex
Molecular function (GO): mRNA binding
Source: RefSeq, a predicted model, not a curated record